Molecule: messenger RNA, 675 nt
Organism: Mucor mucedo
Lineage: Eukaryota; Fungi; Mucoromycota; Mucoromycetes; Mucorales; Mucoraceae
Product: mitochondrial ATP synthase g subunit-domain-containing protein
Exons: 2
Coding region: 1-501 (166 amino acids)
Biological process (GO): proton motive force-driven ATP synthesis
Molecular function (GO): proton transmembrane transporter activity
Source: RefSeq, a predicted model, not a curated record
AUGCUAAGAAGCAAAAGAAAAAAAAAAGGUUCGACGUCACUCGAAUCGGGGGCUGGAGCAAUAUUGUCCCCCCGCCCUAUCGCAAUAGCUGAAAGAUGGGCACCCCUCACAAUUUUUUUUCGCUUUUUUUAUUAUCCUCACAUUAACACUUUUUUAAUAAUGGCUUCAAAGAUCAUUGGUUGUGCUCAAAGCACUCUCGGCAAACUCUGUGCUCUUCAAAAGCCUGUCGUUUUCAACGCCAAGGUUGCAGCUGAAGUUGCCAAGCAAGUGUAUGUCAAGGAAGGUAUGGCUUUCCCCACCGGUGCCCAAUUCGCCGAAGCCCAAAAGACUCUCCAACAAUCCUUAAAGCUCAACCAACUCAAGAACUUGACCUUCACUGACGUUGCAAAGGGUGGUGUCGUCCUUGCCGAAAUCUAUACCUUCUUCCUUAUUGGUGAAAUCGUCGGUCGUAGAAACUUGAUUGGUUACAAUGUUAAGUCUGAAGAAACCCAUGAUCAUUAAAUUAUACAUAUACAACUACUGUUCGAAUACAACACAUCAACCCCAUUAUUAAAGAGUUCAAUUUUGUCUAUAUGUUAUGUUUGCAAAGGAUUGUUAUAUAUGUUAAAAAAAAGGCACGAGGAUUUGUUUGUUAUUUAUACAGUGGUUUAUUAAAUUCUAAAUAUCUUGGACUAU